AUGCCUAUCCGUCCGGCAACGUGGGCAGAUCUCAAGCCAGGGGCUCGUACCGCUGCGCUGGCCUUUUGGGAAGACGAGCUUCAUGGCGCACGCUUACAUCCCCAUCGAUCCAAACAUCCCAAAAGCUUCGAGCGAUUCUUCUUACACCACCUGCGCGAGAGUUACUUCGAUGCCGGCACUUAUGUCUGGGUCUCUCAUCCUGAGCAUCACCCUGAAAAGCUCACUGGAAUGACCGUAUAUACGCGCACCGGGGACGGCGGCAAACGCCUGCAAGCCCGCCAAUCCUGGCUACACUGGCUGAUGAAUCGAUUGAUACGUCCAAUCUACCACAAGAUCGCUUGNCUCAUUCAUCCAAACAACGCUGCCGAUGCUGCAGGCUGGAGAGACAUGGAAAACUCCUUUCCGACUAUGGAGCANAAAAGGCCAGGCUACGACGAGACAUGGGAUCUGGUGUUACCUUUCCAGGCACCUCAAUAUCAAGGUUGUGGAUACGGCACAGAGCUGGUCCGAUGGGGACUUGACCAAGCCAAAGAAGAAGGCAUUCGUGUCAGUUUGGUGAGCACGAAAGGGGCGGAAGGCUUUUACAUCCGACUGGGUAUUGAUGAACAUGUCGGAAAUGCUUUUGGGGGUGGAGAGAAGAAUUCUUUCUCCGACUCUGGUGGCGGAAAGAUUCGAUUCUCGAGAAAGUUCGACAAGGCAGUUGAAGAAGUCUAA
Aureobasidium uvarum is the source of this 714-nucleotide messenger RNA. NCBI's taxonomy places the organism in Eukaryota, Fungi, Ascomycota, Dothideomycetes, Dothideales, Saccotheciaceae. The record is from the annotation of a GenBank genome assembly.